AGCUUGAAAUGGAGUAUGUUAUCUCUUAUAAAUUUUCUUCAUAUUCUCAUUUGUAGGCUCUUGGGUAAUUGUUUAAAAUACUUUAUAAGACAAUGUCAUGGUGUUCAGAAUCAGAGAUUUUUGCCAACUUCAUUAAGUUUAAUCCAUAUAAAGAUAAAGUGUUUAAACAUCCGCUUUCAUUUCGAUGCAUUUCACAAGAAAACUGCCAUAACGAAACAGCGCAGGAAUGUGCGGAUUAACACAAUAAAUACAGCACCAAUCGAAUGUUAAAAUACCACUGUUUUAUUAUUUUGGCGUACAUUAUACAUCUUGUGAAAUGGUACAAACACUAUUUACGAAAAUUGUUUCGAAGAUCCAGAAUUAAAUCGUCGAACUUUCUUAAAUUUUGCCGUGAAUUUUGUGCGUGUUACAGCCUAAAGGUCAUAAAAGACAUGUCGCGUUGAUCCAAAUGAACAAUAAAUAACGCCAUUUCCGUUACAUUUUCCGCAACUUCGAUAGGAAAUUUAUUAAGAAACACCCAAACCAUGGUAUAUAAGCAAAUAACAACUGAUAAAAAUCAUUUGUCAAUGGUGUUGUGUAAAGCAAAAGUUAUCAACUAAACACAUCUCAAUAAAGGUCCACACAAAGACAACACCUACACAAUGAAGUUACGUGAAUAACAGCGUGUAAAAUAAUCGAACGGCGAUACGUUGCAGAGAAGAAUCGAGAUGCUUCGAACGAAAUUUCCAACAUCCAGCCUUUAACAGGGAGGAAUGAUCAUUUAAGGAACGUUCUUUGAAGAUUGUUAUUCACUUUAAGAAUAAUCAAUUUGAAGGAAAGAGUUCAGAUUAUGUACAGUGCAUAAAUAACUCGGCGGGAUGGCAAUGGAUAACGAGAACAUAACGGGGCUUGGAAAUGAAACUGGGUCCCAUGGCGAUCCUGAUCUUACCCCAUACCUAUUGGGUCUUUUCAUUGCGUUCUCCUCGGUCAUUCUAAACGGCUUUCUUCUCCUCGUUUUGGCUAGGGAGCGCAAAUCUUUUCUGCACAUGCGCGUCACGUACUACAUUAUCAAUUUGGGUGUCGCAGAUUUGCUCACGGGCGCUCUCAUAUUUUUUCUCGUUAUGACACGAGUAUUUUAUAUUGACGUGUCACCUUUCUUCGAAACCAUCAUGGUGAUUUUGAACUGGACAACACUGCAGUGUUCGUUUUACACGCUACUUAUGAUGUCGUUCGAUCGACUGGUCCUCGUGCUGUACUCGCUCAGCUGGUCCCGUAUUCUUACCAUACCGCGUACAGUCUCGAGUAUCGUGGCCUGCUGGCUCGUCUCCAUCGUCGGAGGCAUCUGCAUGUAUUUCUAUUCAGUCGAGACUCGGUUAGCGAUCCUCGGCUUCGUCGAAGUAUCAAUCCUUAUUUUCGUAUGCAACACUUUGUUCAUCUAUCCAGUGUUAAAGAAACGCGAGAAAGCUCGUUGCGUGACGACCGUCAGUCAGACGCAAUCGGACGUAUCAAUACAGAUAAGGCGAGUCUCUAAUCCGAUACGUUACGAUCACAUGUCGAGAGUCGUGAUCACGUUGAUCGUCCUACUCAUCGUUACGCAGUUGCCUUUCAUCAUUUGCAUGCAACUGAAGCUGGUUCAUGAACUGUCUGGGUGUAGAUACGCACAGAUUGUCCUCACUGAUUCCUUCGAAAAGGCAUUUACGUACACACAAGCCUUCGCCGGCUUGAACUUUGCCAUCAACCCUAUUAUUUAUGGCUGGAGAGUAAAGAAAUAUCGUGAGGCGUUUUCCAAUACACUUUGCUGAAUUCUACUCGAGGUCUUGCCUAAAUAGCGAUACAUUUUCUUACAAAAAACAUGAUUGAGAGUAGACAUUUUCUUAGCGAUCAUCAAUCUUGCAUGGUGACGCAAUCACGGUGAACUUCACCCUAGAACAUCGCCGACUUCGAUGCUUUCGUGACAUUAAUGGCUUUCUUGGAAAAUUUUCGAGUUUUUACAAAUACAACCUGGUCUCUGAUUGAGAGUAGACCAUUGACGGACUCGAUUUUGGCAACUAUUCUACAGCUUGUGAUAUUUAAAGUGGGUGGUGACAUAAUCAGACAUUGAAUCAGGAUGGUGCAGCAGUAAGAGCAAGACGACUAUAAUAAAACAGUUCGAUAGACCGUAUAAAUUGCGCCACCUGAUUUUUCGGCUGACACCAGAGCCAGCAACACGUAAUUCAUGUGAAAUGUGCAGAGCCAAAUAAUAAUUUAAAUUUAUAGAAAAACAACUUGAAACUCUUGUGCUCUUAUCACAACUAAAACAACUAGAUGUAUAUAUGUUGAAUGAAAGCCAUUGCGAUUGUGAAAACGAAUUGUAAAUAUAAGGUUAAGUAGUGGGAAUGUAAUUAAAAAAAAAGAAUGA
This is a messenger RNA of Xenia sp. Carnegie-2017, 2377 nucleotides long. Its product is annotated as melanocyte-stimulating hormone receptor-like. Bases 858 to 1781 code for a protein of 307 amino acids. The record is from RefSeq and is a predicted model, not a curated record. Gene Ontology annotation, molecular function: G protein-coupled receptor activity. Gene Ontology annotation, biological process: G protein-coupled receptor signaling pathway. Gene Ontology annotation, cellular component: membrane. Lineage: Eukaryota; Metazoa; Cnidaria; Anthozoa; Malacalcyonacea; Xeniidae. The transcript is spliced from 3 exons.